UCAACAGUGUGAGUUAUGGCGUUUACCGUACCUGGUUGGUGUGAAGGAAAACUUGGGGCUAGGGUAUCAACUCGACCUCGAACAGCUGAAGGGGUUCAUCUUCUCGUGACUACAAUGCAGCCAAACACAUUGCCUCUCGAAGGUACGACUGCUAGAUACCACUCAGCAAACCCAACAGGCCAAUUACCCUAUGAAGACACACACUGGGAAACAUCAGGUUUUUCGAGAGACCCUCUGGCACUUACUGAUAAGGAGGCACCGGAAGAGCAUCGUGGCAACUUUCAUAUAAAAGCGCUAAAAAUAUAUCCAGCGAUGCGGGUUCCGCGAUGGACGGAUAUGGACGAUAAACAAUUCGACAUUUUGGAAGGAACAAGAUUUACUGAUCCAACACUUGAAACUGUGCUGAUGAAAGACAAAACGGUCAAAAGAAACAGAGAAAUAGAUAUGGGGGGUCAUUUGACUCAUCAUUGCUUUCUGCCAUCUUGCCAAGGUAUAGUUAUACCACCACAGACCCUGGUUGAAGAGAGACAAGUUGAUGCCAAUAUUGUGGUCUCAAAGGAAAUCAGACAGCAGAAAGUUUCUUCUAAAAAGCAUGGAAAGAGCAGUAAGCUAUCAACACGAGAUUGCAGCCUGGAUGUUUUAACAUGUGUGAAAAGAGAAACAGUCAAUACAAGUGUUACAACACAAACAGCAAGGCCCUCUAGGAGUGGUAGACAAAUGGACGAUGAGAAAACGCAACAGGCACUCUAUGCAGGCUUUGAGCUUUUUGACUACAACAGAGAUGGUUUGAUCUCCAGAACUGAUUUUCUACGUGUUCUUCGUGAAUUUGGAUUUACCAUUGCCAGUGAUGAAUUAGACAACCUUCUGUCAAGAAAUGAUCAAAAAGAUCAAGUGAAAUACAGGGAGUUCUUGUGUAGGUGUUGCACUGAUAUCAAAGCUGUCAAUCUUGCAGCAUAUACUGGACCAAGGCAGUCUGUUUCCUGGAUACCACUGCCACAAGUAAAUACAUACGUCACUCCACUUGUUGACCAACGUGUGCAAGUUGCAAAACCUAGGAAGGAUCACAAGCUGAAAUCACCACGAGUUCUAUUUGAGAUUGAAGCGCUUCUGUGUAAUGUACUCAAGAAAAGAAUCAACAUGUUUACUCAGCAUUUCAAGUACAUGACACAGAAACAGUACGGACGAAUAGACAGACUUCAGUUUGGAAGAGUUUUAAAAUUGUGUAGUGUGUUUCUUUUAGAGUGUGAACUUGACCAAUUGUGGAUAUCUCUACCUACUGAUGAACAGAAUAUGCUCACAUUCGGUGCACUCUUGGAUCACUUUCUUAUCAGCCUAGCAUCGUCUAAGAAAGUUUCAGAACACGAUUCUCAUGCAAAUGGAAUUGUGACAAAGAAAAGUUAUGGCCGAAUGAAUACAACAAUGAAAAACGGAAAGGGUGGUUUUACAUGUGGGACUGACCAGAAUGAGAACCAGAACUCAAAAACUACUACAUUCACACGCACAAGGCUGCACUAUCUGUGUGGAAAAGUAAAAUUGCAGGUACAGAGCCAGCGGGAUUAUCUGAUGACCUAUUUUCAUACUCGAGAUCGCAUGGGACUAUCUCAUAUUGCCAGGACAGAAAUGAAGGUGCUCAUGGACAGGCUCUACUUCAACUUGUCAAGCCAAGAAAAGGAAGAACUUUGUCAGAUGUUUGACUUACUCAACAGAGGAAGAUUUUAUUAUGUGCCAUUUAUGGAGAGUAUAGGUGCAGUGAUGGAAUCACAAGACACAUCUGCAACUGGCUUUCCCUAAGAAGCUGGAGCUCAGAAAAUACUUCAUCUGUGGAGACGGAUUGUCAUCACAUUAAAUCAUGGAUUAUAUGAUUAUUUAGUUGGACUUCAUGCUAGAACAAUCUUUCCAUAUUUCAUAUGUCCUCUCAAAUUAAAAGGUUUGUAGAGGAGCGACAGUGUAUUGUAACUUAACAUGUGCUUUCAGAACUACCUAAUUAAACUGUUGGUCCUUUGACAGCAACUGCUUCAAUCGGAGCAUAUAUGUACAGUUAGUAUGUGGGAACAUAAUAUUUUGGUGUUUUAUUAAAUUCAGUCUUUGACUUUACCUUUUUAAUAAUAGCUUCUAUUUGCUUCUGCUCCAUUGAUCACACUGCAGAGGCUGAUCACAUGACUGGACCUUUCUCUCGUUUUUUUAUCAAAUAAGGACAGGCUUAUUGCAAGCCUCUCAGUGUGCUUUUCAUAUUGUUCAGCAUAAUUUUUUAGGUAUACUACUAAAACUGUGACAGUGUAUUGUGUGACAACUAUAGUUUUACACAUGAAAGUGACUGCAAUGCUCACUCUCUGUAGAACUUUGAUGACAGCAUGGGGAGGAAAACUACUCAAAUGGAAAACGUUUUCGCAUUUUAGGAUGUUUUUUCGAUGACAGGUGCACAUUUAUCUAGGUGUGAUCAAUUGCACUAUUGGGCUUUUGUGGUGCACAAUAGUGCAGUGGUAAAGUGACUGCCUGAAGGCCCGGGUUAGAUCCCCUGUGGAGGCAUCUAGGUUUGGGUCCCGAGGUAGGCACAUUUGCGUCGUAUCCUUGGACAAGAUAAUUAGAUCCACGUUGUCUCAGUUCACCCAGCUGUAAAAUGGGUACCCAUGAGGAUGUUCUGGCAAUGUGAGCGAUUAAUUGAUGGCGCCUAACAGGCAGCAUGGCUGUAUGAUCCCCGGGGAGUUGAAAAAGUAUCAGAUAGUCUGAUAGUAUGAUGUCCUAUUACUGGGGAUAGUAGUGUACGUAGCACCGUGAGCAGGUAAUGUGCCUGGAUAUGAGCGCCAUAUAUAAGCGGACUAUUACUAUUAUUACUGUUUUUAUCAACAUGAAACAAGCAAAACACAUGAAUGGACUGUGCAAUAUGUGACGAUCAGACAGAGGUACUCUUUUUGACACAGGUACUCUGGCUAGGUGAGUGACUGGUUUCAUAUUGCCAAAGCAUACUUUAUAUUGUAAUCUAGGCUAUGAUAAACACUGUCUCCUGAUCUAAUCAAACUGGUAGUGGGUACUUUGUAACUGGUACAUCAGAAAGCACACCAACUGUUUCUCCAAUUUGCAGUGAUUGGGUUCUUGGCUUAGGUAUUUUGGUUUUGGUUUGAGAAUUGAAUACGGCAUUUAGGAAGAUGUGAUAUCAUUGGUGGAAAUUAUAAUUUUUUUGUGAAUUAACUUGACAUGUUAUUAAGUAAAAUGCUACCAUGUAAUAAAAUUUAAGCAUUCAAUACUAAUGUAUAAUACUAUAAUCUAGUAGUUAGCACAGGUCAAGCUAAUAGUCUCAUACGGUAUGUACUGAUCACAUGGUUUAAUUUUUUUUUUUAGGUACACCCAGAGGAAUAUAUGGGGACGGGGUAGCUUUUCAAUCUACAUUAAGAAUCUUUAUGUGUGGAAAGGAUAUGGCAAAUAUUUACAAACUGGGCCCAAUUCCUCUUCAAAAGGCAGCAAGGGUAUAUUUUCAGUACAAUGUUUCAUAACUUAUUUCAAAUCUUUUUUGUGAAAUGGGACAGACAGUAGACUUGAAUUGAGGGGUCACUAAUUUUGAUCAAUUAUUCAGAGGCAAUUUAGUGUAAUGUUGCUAAAAUCUUGUGGGGAAAAGUAAUGAAUAGUCAAAGUAUGUAUGGUCAAAAUGUUGUUUUAAGGCUUGAACAUAUGUUAACAAAAAGUGAGAUGUCACUCUGUAUAUGGAGAGUCAUAUGGAGAUACUCUCUUAGACAUGAAAUGACAACUGAUGACAUAUAAAAUAUAAUUCAAUUUGUUUUUGAAGCAAAAUCAAAUUAAAGGAGAGAACAAUUCAGCAUUAUAAGAGGUUCAAUCAUAUCAAAAGAUUUCCCAUAUGAAACAGCACAUGAUUAGAAAACCCUCUUAGGGCAGACUGACAACAACAAAAUCAUAUAUCAUGGGCUCUCACAUAUAGCAACACAUCUCGCCAAGAUAACAGCCAUUUCACUCAUUGUGGAAUUGUUCAUACAAUCAAUAUCAUCAUUUAUAACCAUAUUAAUUCAUUUUACUUUUUGUGAUGACUGUUUGUGAAACCCACACCCAUCCAAAGAACAAACAGUUUGUCAGGUUACGGAAUUCCUCAUAUUUCAUCACAUUAUAUAUCCCCUGUCACACCCUUUGUCACAUUAUGUUUCUGGAGCCUAAAUGGGUUCUUUUUGAUAUUUAGUGUAUACAUUUGUUCUGUAAUUUUGCUUUUCACGAAUUUCUUUCUUAUUCAUACCUUAGCAUUUCUGAGGCAGCAAGUUGACCCUCCGCGGGGAAGCAAUAUUCCAGCUAUAUGGCGGCAGUCUGUAAAUAAUCGAGUCUGGACCAGACAAUCCAGUGAUCAACAGCAUGGGCAUCGAUCUGCGCAAUUGGGAACCGAUGACAUGUGUCAACCAAGCCAGCGAGCCUGGCCACCCGAUCCUGUUAGUCGCCUCUUACAGCAAGCAUGGGUUACUGAAGGUUCAUUCUAACCCGGACCUUCACGGGAUGUUGUUCAAGGGAAACUAAAUGCCAUGUUUUGGGUAUCAUCCUUCUCUCCUUUAAUUUGUUGAACAUGUAUUCAACUUAAAUUGGGUUUACUUGGAACCACUAAAGAUGCAGGUAUGCAUACAUCAUAAUCGAAUUAGUAUGUUAAAAAAAUCAUUAUUCAUUUAAAGAACAUAACCAAGGAACUGUUUCUUAUAUAUUAGACAAACUUUGUAUUCUCGCAUGUAUUUUACUGGACCUUUGAAUGCUCACUCUUAUGUAAUUGUGACUCUGCCACCUACUCCUUUCUGUUGCCAACUCGUUUUGUACUGACUGGUUAGAAAUAAAAUCUAUCUUACGAAAAAGAA
Molecule: messenger RNA, 4832 nt
Organism: Haliotis rubra (blacklip abalone)
Lineage: Eukaryota; Metazoa; Mollusca; Gastropoda; Lepetellida; Haliotidae
Exons: 14
Coding region: 16-1791 (591 amino acids)
Cellular component (GO): nucleoplasm
Molecular function (GO): calcium ion binding
Source: RefSeq, a predicted model, not a curated record